UGGAGUCCAGUCUACUAAAACAACAUUUUAUCCUACUAGUGAACUCACCAGUUACAAUGAUGAACCUAAGUGAGCUGCCACAGCCCUCGUAUUUAUCUGAGGAAGAAACUGUGCCUGAUGAAGAUGCCAUUAAUUCCCAGGAUCAAAAGGGGUUGUUAAAAGAAAAGGCAGUCUUUUUCCUGCCUGUUGAGAAGCUAGACCUGAGUGAACUGAGAAAGUCCACCGAUUCCUCGGAAGACUGGCCGGGUGAGGAAGAAAUCAAGCGCUUCUGGAAGCUGAGGCAGGAGAUCGUUGAGCAUGAACAAGCAGAAGUGCUUGAAAACCAGCUCUUAGCGAUGGAAUUGCCUCCAAAUCUCAGGGCAGCAUUAAACAUGAAGGAGAAAGAACAUUCCAGCCCAAGACAUGUGCUCAGCGUGGGCCAUCCCAGGGUGAGUGUGCAUCGCAGGGGCUGUGAUUGUAGAAGGAAGAGGCCCUCCAUCAGGAGCGUCCUGCCUGCCCUGGUACCAUCGCAGCUCGCGGGGCUCCCCCCCAGGAGGCCCCAGGAGAGCAGGGCUGUGGCCAUCCGGGAGCACUGGGAGAAGCAGGUGGUGAUGGAGCAGCGGAGACGGUCUUUUCUAAGGAAAGGUAUGCGCUGCAGACGUGCACACAGAGACAGUUCACUCUUGCCCCGCCUCGUUGGCCGUGUCGCUGGCUGUGGCGGCUUCGGUCUGCCCCCCAGGAGCCUGGCUGGGGCCUGUCCUCACGGCCGCCUCUGUCCUCCAGCUCCGCCGACCACCUGUCUCCAUUGUGCUCUGGGCCCCGGGAGGCUGUCCAGCAUGGACUGCAUCCACAGCACCCCAGUGCCCCUCUCCUUCUGGCUGGGUUUGGCCAGUGGGGGGCCCCAGCAGGAGGUUGGAGAGGAGGUGGAGAGGGAGGGCAGGGUCUUUAUCCCCCCCAUGCCUCCCUGUGAAUCUGCCUGGGUCCCUCCUCCUGGGGCUUGGGGUGGCUGCAGCCCCUGCCCCAGCCCCGGGCCCCUGCUCUGUCCCUGGGGGCCGUCCGCCACUGCCCAUGUGAAUAAACCUCCUCCAGUGGCCUCAAAGAUUCCCUUUGCCACGGAUGUGAUAGAUGAGAAAAUGCCAGUGAAUCUGUCUGGAAAAAUGAGGCCAAGCAAAGAGAAGUCGUCAAGAGCAAGUAAAGACAAGAGUGCCUUCCGAGCGGGGCAUCUAGAAGAAAACCUAAAACAGCACAUUCAGAAAGUACACAAAUGCAGAAGAGGGCUCCAGGGGACGGAGCCACUCGAAAUCAGGCAGGCUGCGCAGGAUUUGGAGAUUGCUAGAAAGCUGCAGGGCGAAGUGAGGAAACUGAGGCUGGGACUGAGCUGGACGAGAAGCCGCCAGCUGACCGCUCUCGCUGGACACCUGCCGCUCCACGCACCUGCAUCUCGGCCUUGGGAUACACUGUUCAACAUGAAGUAGUAAGAGGAGAGCUGACAGAUGCUAAGGAGCGAGUAUCACUUGUGCUGACCGAAAGUCUUCAGACCUGACAAGUUGGUUUAGCAGCUCGUGAGCCCACCAAGUGCCCGCUUCCAAGCGUCUGGGGGGGAGGGGACGGGUCCGACGCCACCCCCGGGCGGUUGUUCACGGCCUCAGCUGCGUGGCUGCUUCAGAGGCUGCGCCAGGUUUAAGCUGGAUUAAAGGAGAGAAUACGGUAAACAAGCCAUGCGGUUUUCACUCCCGUGCCCACGUCUCUGCAGAUCCGCCUGACGACAUGUUUUGGUGUCAGCCCCUGUCCCCCCCACCCCUGCCGCCCUGGUCACCCAUGUGACCCUCAUGUCCACUGACUCAUGCGUUUCAGUUGGGAGGGGGCAGAAGUCCAUGGGUCCCCUCCCUGCACCUGGCACUGCUCUUCUUUGGCCUCACGCUUCCUGCUUGCACACCUCUGCCCCUGUCCGCCCUUCGCAGCCCGCCCUCACCCAGGCCAGUCAGACCCUGCCCAACUUACUCUCUGCAGGACCGUCUGAUUGAGUGUUAAAUAAAUUCCAGGCCUUAACCUCGAAAA
Messenger RNA from Leptonychotes weddellii (Weddell seal), 2037 nucleotides. The record is from RefSeq and is a predicted model, not a curated record. NCBI's taxonomy places the organism in Eukaryota, Metazoa, Chordata, Mammalia, Carnivora, Phocidae.